AUGGACGUUGAAGGGGAUGAAAAUAAUGAAGAGUAUGGUCCCGAUGCGACCCCCAUUGAUAGACAGUCACAGCCAUAUGUUGACGACGAUGCAGGACCAAGUGUUACGAUUAUUGAGAAAGUAGCAGUUGCUAAGCAAAACAUAGAUAUUGGGAGGAGGGAUAGGAAGGCGGCAGCAGCUAUUACAACUCCUUAUAGUGUCGGAGGCUUGCGGAAAAAACUACAGCGCACUUUACCUGGUGCAUCUUCUACUUUGAAGUUCGACCCAUACAAACCAGUACCCACGCGACUUGUAAAAAAUUUUGACAAAUUUAUGAAGUCUGGUUGGGCAGCAAAGGUUGAUAUGGACAUUUUGACUGCGGGUAAAGACUUUUUCCAGUUGCUUAUAAACAGUGAGAAGUGGCUGAAUCACGAUCAUAUGGAAGUCCUGCCUUACCUAUUUCGUGUACGUGCCAAUCAAUUUCCUGAUAUUUUUUAUCCUAGUUUUGAGGUGCUAGAUGGAGGAUUUUGGGUAUACAUUGAGCAAUGUCAUGGAAAGUUCAUCGACAAUCCAUCUAAGUUCCAAUUCUCAUACGCAAUGCAAGAAUAUGUGCUGGGGAUUCGAAUGAAGGAGUCCAAGCCAUGGAAAUACGUAAAUCAUUUGUUGAUUCCACUAAACAAGCGCAACAUACAUUGGGUGGUAGGGCACGUGGACUUAAAAGAGCGUCGCAUGACUGUAUAUGAUUCAGAUAAGGCUGGUAACCGAUACAAGGGACAAAUUUAUUUCCAGAAAUUAUGUUUACAACAAAGAACUUAG
Ziziphus jujuba (common jujube) is the source of this 795-nucleotide messenger RNA. RefSeq lists its product as uncharacterized. Gene Ontology annotation, biological process: proteolysis. The record is from RefSeq and is a predicted model, not a curated record. Lineage: Eukaryota; Viridiplantae; Streptophyta; Magnoliopsida; Rosales; Rhamnaceae. The transcript has 6 exons. The coding region runs from base 1 to 795 and encodes 264 amino acids. Gene Ontology annotation, molecular function: cysteine-type peptidase activity.